This is a messenger RNA of Chilo suppressalis (striped riceborer), 908 nucleotides long. Lineage: Eukaryota; Metazoa; Arthropoda; Insecta; Lepidoptera; Crambidae. The record is from the annotation of a GenBank genome assembly.
ACAAUAGUGGCAGUGGCAGCACAGCAAAAACUUAAUCAAAACACAAUGGAAGUUGAUCAGUUCGCGAUCGAAUGGAGCUGCACCGGCGAGGGAUCGCGGCUUCCCCUCAUUGACGAAUCGUCGGCUUUGGGAACGCAAGCACCCAAGGACAGGUUAAUAGCAGUGUUGGAUCAGGUUGAAAUGAGAGUGGAGCGACUAAGAAGAGACACAGUGCGAAUUGAAGAGGAGAAGGACUCUUUGCUCUCCACUCUAGACAGUGUGAAGCACUCGGAUCUCCUCACUGACAUUACUGAGUGUGACAAGGAAGACAUCGUACGGUAUGCGGACCGCAUUUUGGCGCGAGCGAUGACUGUAGACGUGGCCGUGCGCACCGAUCGCGACGCGCAGCAGGAGGAAGCUUUGCAUCAGGUGAACAUGUACAUCGAUCAACUCGUGAUGUCCGUCCACGGUGACGACGCUGUAGUAGCCCAUACACGUUGCCAAACCUACAUGAACGCCUGCACCUCCCACCCGGACCCCUCCAGCGGCACCGACAAGAACUUCGAGUCCGCCAUCUUGGGCUGCACAUUAGACGACCAGAAACGGGUCAAGAAACGUCUCCAAGGCUUAUUGGACUACUUCGCUAAGCUCAACAUUACCACCUGCUCGUGAGUCGAGGUUUUACUUCGGGACAAACUCGUCCUGAACUGAUCAGCUCUACUGCCAGCUACAUUUUUUUAUUUACACAUUGUACAGGAUGGAAAUGGGAGAUGCUCACACCGAAGUUUAUGUGCGAGUUGUACGCUGCAUUUUAAGUUGUAACAGGAUCUUAGAAAACGUGUAUGUCAGAUUAGACCAGUUUAUGGAGGCUUUUUCCAUUCGUAUAUCAGCUGAGCUGCCAUAGAUGUAGCUUUAUUCCGCUUCCCCGC